Molecule: messenger RNA, 1269 nt
Organism: Ixodes scapularis (black-legged tick)
Lineage: Eukaryota; Metazoa; Arthropoda; Arachnida; Ixodida; Ixodidae
Exons: 1
Coding region: 1-1269 (422 amino acids)
Biological process (GO): DNA replication
Molecular function (GO): DNA-directed DNA polymerase activity; nucleotide binding; DNA binding
Source: RefSeq, a predicted model, not a curated record
AUGAGACAACCGCUUCCGUACGGCAAUUUCCGAUGGCUCGAUCGCGAAGAAAUCAAUGCCCUUCAGUUCGCUCAGGUUUCAGACGACUCACCCACUGGUUACAUCUUGGAGGUAGACCUAGACUAUCCAGAGGAACUACACGACUCGCAUGCAGACUUUCCUUUGGCUCCGGAAAAACGAGGUGUUCCUUUCGAAUGGCUUUCGUCUUAUCAAAAGGCGCUAGUGAAAAAAUUUGGCCUACCCGAGAGAGAAUUUGAACGUAAGCUUCUUUUAACCCUAUUUCCCAAACAUGAUUAUGUUAUUCAUUUCCGAAACGUAAAGUUGUACCUGCAGCUAGGGUUAAAACUGAAGAAGAUUCAUCGCGUCCUGCAGUUUUCCCAGCGGGCCUUUCUAAAAGAAUUUAUCGACUUCAAUCACGAUCUGCGCAAGCAGGCUACCAACACCUUUCAGAAGAAUCUGUCAAAGCUCUUUAUGAACUCGAUCUACGGAAAGACGAUUGAAAAUCCUCGCCAAUGCAACGACAUUGUCAUUAGCGUUUCCGAGGACGAAGUCGUAAAAAAUCUGCAAAAACCUAACCUUAGACAAUUUACAGCGAUCGGUCCGAACGUGGUCAUAUUUCAAUUUUCACAGAAAACUUUGCACCUGAACAAGCCCAUAUACGCAGGUUUCUCUAUCCUAGAGAUGUCGAAGAUCGUCAUGUACGAUUUCUUCUAUAAUCAGAUCAGGAGAGUUUUCCCGGAUGCUCGCGCUGCAUAUAGCGACACGGACUCAUUUAUCCUCCAAAUCAGCGGUCGGGACGUCGACGAGAAGCUCGCAGAGCUUACCGAGAGCCACCUAGAUACUUCCGGUUACCCGUCCGACCACGCCUUGUAUUCGCUUCAAAACAAAAUGCGACUUGGAGUUUUCAAAAACGAGCUGCCGAAGGACCACAUUCUAGGAUUUGUCUGUCUUAAACCGAAACUCUAUGCACUCGAUCUAGAGUCUCAAGAACAUUGUGUGAGGGCUAAAGGAGUAAAAAGAUGCGAGUCGCGUAAGCUAACUUACGAUCUCUACCUUCAGACUCUCGAGACACAAACUCUGCACACUGACACCCAAAGAAUCAUUGCUCGUAAGCAAAAUGAAAACAAAAGUGUCGUCGUAGAAAAAAUUGGAUUGAACCCCUUCGACAACAAGCGUUUUAUCGAAGACAACGGACUUUCGACGCUUCCUUACGGACAUCUCAGACUCGGCGAAAUGUCCUCCUCCAAGAGAACCGGGUGUGUUCGAUAA